AUGAACGAGGCCACGGAUGCGCUGGAUCACAUAAAACAGCAGCAGCCCAAAUCCUCCAACGCGCGCGAACGCGCCGCCCUCUCCGACUGCUCGCAGUUCUACGACCUGUCGAUCACGCAUUUGAACCAAAGCUUAGACCCCGACCUCGACUCCACUCCUUUCGACGUCCAGAUUUGGCUAAGCGCCGCGCUAACAAACCUCGACAACUGCAAGACCACCAUGAGCGAGCAGAACGUCACGCAUCCGCUCUUCCUCAACAACAAGGCCUCGCAGCUGAUCAGCAGCGGCCUCGCCAUCAACGCCCAGCUCAUCAAGGAUAGCCGCGAAGAUCUCCUUAGCUGGUUCCCCGAUGAAGAUGUGCUGAGCUUGCCAGACCUGGCAAGAGAUGAUACUAUAAUCGUGGUGGCGCAGGAUGGAUCUGGGGAAUUCCGCAGCAUCAAGGAAGCCCUCGACGCUUAUCACACAAGGAAAGGUAAUGGGAGAUUUGUGAUCCACGUUAAGCAAGGGACGUAUCGUGAGAAUGUCGAGAUCAAUCGAGAGAUGAGCAACGUGAUGCUGGCCGGAGAUGGCAUCGGAAAAAGCAUCAUCACCGGGGAUAGAAGCGCACGCUCAGGAUUCAGCACCAGGGAGUCUGCAACUGUCAAGGUGAUGGGGGACGGAUUCGUGGCGCGAGACAUGACAUUCAGGAACACAGCGGGGCCAGACGGGGGCCAGGCGGUGGCGCUGCUGUCGAGCUCGGAUCGAUCAGCCUACUACCGGUGCGCCUUCGAAGGGUAUCAGGACACGCUCUGGGUGGAUGUGAACCGCCAGUUCUACCAAGAAUGCCUCAUAUACGGCACCAUAGACUUCAUAUUCGGGAACGCCGCGGCGGUGAUCCAAAACAGCGUAAUCUACGGGAGGGCGCCGCGGCGGGGGCAGUCAGUAGUGAUCACUGCGCAAGGGAGGACGGAGAGGAACCAGCCGACCGGAUUGUCGAUCAUAAACUGCAGGUUUAAGGCGGACCCGGAGCAGAAGCAAGCGGUGAGGGGGUUGAAGGCGUAUCUGGGACGGCCGUGGAGGGAUUACGCGCGAGUAGUGUAUAUGAGAAGUUAUCUGGAUGGGAUGGUGGAUCCGGUGGGGUGGAUGGAUUGGGGUCAAAAGAGUGAGACGGUGUACUACGCCGAGUAUGGCAACUACGGGCCGGGCUCUCCCACCAAGAUGAGAGUCAGAUGGUCGGGUUUCAGAGUGAUAAAGGAUAUUCGUGAAGCCCAAAAGUUCUGUGUGGCUAACUUCAUAGCUGGUCUCAAAUGGCUGCCGCAUACUGGGGUGCCCUUUUCUGCUGGCUUAUAAUUUCUUUAAUUACUGCCUUCCUUCACAGUCAUAUAUACACUACAUUUUAACAAGUUAAUUAUCAUCCGAGUUUAGAAAUGAGGAUGUAUAUAUAUGGAAUUGAUAAAACAAGGCCACCAUUUUGCAA
This is a messenger RNA of Salvia miltiorrhiza (redroot sage), 1456 nucleotides long. Its product is annotated as pectinesterase-like. NCBI's taxonomy places the organism in Eukaryota, Viridiplantae, Streptophyta, Magnoliopsida, Lamiales, Lamiaceae. The record is from RefSeq and is a predicted model, not a curated record. The transcript has 2 exons. Gene Ontology annotation, molecular function: pectinesterase inhibitor activity; pectinesterase activity. Gene Ontology annotation, biological process: cell wall modification. Bases 1 to 1329 code for a protein of 442 amino acids.